GGAGGCGGGAAGAGCCGGGCGGCGGCCUCCAGCAGGCUGCAGGCGCCGCGGCCUCGGGCUCCCGCCUCCAUGACUGGGGAACCGAGGCAACCCGCCCGGUGGUGGGGCACGAUGCUCCUCUCUCCUUCCGGGAGUCUCGCAGCUGGCCGCCUAGGUUGUGGUAGAAACUUAACUCAAAAGCCUCGGUAGCCGCCUUUUCCUUUUGAGAAGGGAUUUAUUCCUACGACUUCUAGACGUGGUCGCCGUGCCCAGUUUAUGGUAACCUUUUCAGUUUUGCCUACCCAACUGGCCUUUAAUUUUUUUUUUUAUGUAGUGCAGGGUGGCCUCGAACACGGCUUAUGUUAGUUUUUCUAGCGAUUUAUUUACCGCUGGGUAUGGUAGCACAUACCUUUAAUACCAGCUCUUCGGGAGGCAGAAGCGGGCCGAGCUGUCUCUGAGAUCUACAGAGCGAGUUACAGGCCUGCCAGUUCAACCGUGAGACCUCAUUGUUUUUAUUGACGGUUGAUUAUGGAAGAUUCCCACAAGAGUAACACUUCAGAGACUGCAUCACAGCCUGGUUCAACAGUUCCGGGAAUCAUUUCUCAGAUAGUCCAUCAGGAAAAUUUUGAAAGACCUCUCUUCUGAAGACACACGGGGCAGAAAAGGAGACGGAGAAAAUCCCAGUAUUUCUGCCGUCACUUCUAUGUCUGUUCCGACUCCCAUCUAUCAGACUAGCAGCGGACAGUACAUUGCCAUUGCCCCAAACGGAGCCUUACAGUUGGCCAGUCCAGGCCCGGAUGGAGUACAGGCCCUGCAGACAUUGACCAUGACAAAUUCAAGCAGUGCUCAGCAAGGGGCGAUCCUCCAGUACGCGCAGACCUCUGACGGACAGCAGAUACUCGUCCCGAGCAACCAGGUGGUGGUGCAGACUGCAUCAGGAGAUAUGCAGACCUACCAGAUCCGUACCACACCAUCUGCCACGUCACUUCCACAGACCAUGGUGAUGACUUCUCCUGUUACCCUUACAUCUCAGACAACAAAGACAGAUGACCCCCAACUCAAAAGAGAAAUACGGCUGAUGAAAAACAGAGAAGCUGCCCGGGAGUGCCGGCGGAAGAAGAAGGAGUAUGUGAAGUGCCUGGAGAACCGCGUUGCUGUUCUGGAAAACCAAAAUAAAACCCUAAUAGAGGAGCUAAAGACUCUGAAGGACCUUUAUUCUCAUAAAAGUGUUUGAUUCUUUAAAGAGAAAGUAUUUUCGUGGACUUUUAAGCUUAAAAAUUAGGUGUAUUUCUUUUUAGUGGAAUUGUAUUAAUUCAAAGGUCAAAGAAGCCACUCUGUUGGGUUGUCACAGCCAAUGAGAUGGAGGGUGAAUGGAGACGGCCUUCAGGAAGCUGCUGGCUCAGCUGGAAGCUCCCAAAGGAGAGAUGCUCAAGGAAACGGACUUUCAGCAGUUUAAAUGGAAAUAAAAUAAUAGUCAGCAACGAAACUGGCAGGUGACAUUAGUGAAGCAGUCAAUGCCUGCUAAGUCUUUAUCUCUGUUCCCUAAAACUUGCCUUUCUGUGUGUGUGUGUAUGUGUGCGUGUGCGUGUGUGUAUUUCUGCCAAUAAAUUUAAAUUACAAAUGUAAAAGAAUGCAUAAACCGUUGCUAAGUGUGUAAAUUAUGUGUCUGACUGUGUCGUACUGUCAGGCUGUGUUGAGUGAGUUUUUCAGUUAGUUUUGUUGGACUAGAUGGUUCGUGAAGAUCUGAACGAUGUGGACAUACAUCCUUCUAUGGUGAUGGUGGUUUGUGACUUUUUAUCAGAAUGGAAAGAGAACUGUCUGCAAGCUUGGCAGUUUAAUAGUUUGGUUUUUGCUUCCUCUGAUAAGGGCGAUUUUUCUUAAGAACAUAAUAAAUUGGUUUUUUUUUAUUUUUUUUUGAUUCUCUAAUCCUGUAUGCAGGUGAAGAUCAUUAUUCUUUUGUGCUUUAACAGAAUGAAGUGUUUACAAACGCCCUUAAAAUGUUUAAAUAACCUGAAGAUGUACACCAAAGCUCUCCUGAGGGAUUUUAUAAUCAUCUUACCGUAGUCUGUCAGGUCCUGAGAGAGUUACUGAGGCCAUCUCACAUCGAGACUGCUGUGUGUAGCCUACGGUACCUUUAUAAAAGAAGUGACUGCCGAUAUAUUUUUAUAGUGAAUCUUUAUAAAUUCUAAUGUUGAGUUUUAAAUGAUUAUUUUAAAUGUUUAUAUAGUUUGUUUAGUAAAAGAAAAUUUGUAUCUCAAAGUAUCAUUUUUAUAUUAUGAGAAGAGUAAAGUUUUCAAUUGGCUGAUAAUUGAAUUGUAUGUUUUAUAUAAAGUUUUAUCUGAAGUUCCAGCUGUGGUCAGUACAGCAGCAUUUAACCUCUGUAUUCUAAUGUGUUCACUUGGAAACUGCAAAACUAUUGUGUGCCUACACAGUAUGUUUCAUAUUGUCUAUGAAAUUAAAGAACAUUUGAUAAGACUAA
This is a messenger RNA of Rattus rattus (black rat), 2458 nucleotides long. RefSeq names its product activating transcription factor 1 (gene Atf1). The transcript is spliced from 6 exons. Bases 683 to 1213 code for a protein of 176 amino acids. Lineage: Eukaryota; Metazoa; Chordata; Mammalia; Rodentia; Muridae. Gene Ontology annotation, biological process: regulation of transcription by RNA polymerase II. Gene Ontology annotation, cellular component: ATF4-CREB1 transcription factor complex; nucleus. Gene Ontology annotation, molecular function: DNA-binding transcription factor activity, RNA polymerase II-specific; RNA polymerase II cis-regulatory region sequence-specific DNA binding. The record is from RefSeq and is a predicted model, not a curated record.